GAGCGCCCGGUCCCUCCCGCCGCGCCAGGUCCCGCCCGGUCGCGCCCACAGCCAACCUCGCCCGGCCACAGCGCCAGCCUCGGUGGCUGCCCGAAAGGGGGCGGGCGGAGAGGCGGAGCGGGGAGGAGCCGGGCGCGGCGCCGCGCUGUCCCUGGUCGCCGCCCACCCCGUUACACACAGCAUGUAAACAGUCCCCGCCGGGAGGAGCCCCGGGACUGGAGGGAGCCCGCGUCGCCCGGCCCCGCCGCCUGCCCGAGAGCCCACAGAGCCGCGCGCUGCCCGCCCGGGAGGAGCGCGCCCGAGGAGAGGAGGGCGGGCGGCGAAGGGAGCGGGAGGCGGGCGGCGCGUGAGGAGGCUGAGGGAGCAACGGGCGCGGCGGGCCAGGAUGGAUUUCCAGCAGCUGGCUGACGUUGCGGAGAAAUGGUGUUCCAACACGCCCUUCGAGCUCAUCGCCACCGAGGAGACCGAGCGCAGGAUGGAUUUCUACGCCGACCCCGGCGUCUCCUUCUACGUGCUGUGUCCGGACAACGGCUGCGGGGACAAUUUUCACGUGUGGAGUGAGAGCGAGGACUGCCUGCCUUUUUUGCAGCUAGCACAGGAUUAUAUCUCCUCCUGCGGCAAGAAGACGCUCCAUGAAGUCUUGGAAAAAGUCUUCAAGUCUUUCAGACCUUUUUAUUGCGAUAUAAUUGACAUACAGCACUGUAUAAGUUUAUGGCAUACAGCAUAAUGAUUUGACUAACAUACAUCAUGAAAUGAUGAUCACAUUACUGGGGCUUCCGGAUGCAGAUGACGACGCAUUUGAAGAGUACAGUGCGGACGUGGAAGAGGAGGAGCCAGAGGCGGACCACCCCCAAAUGGGGGUCAGUCAGCAGUAGACUUCCAAGGGCUCCCACCUGAGAAGGAGAGUGGGCCCUGUGGUACCCGAGGUGGGGUCACAAGCUCCUGGGUUAGCAUUUUGCAAUAGCACUUCGAAACAGGACGUCUGACUCCCAGCAUCCAAAUUAAAAUGAAAUACCUUUUUAACGACCACACGAUAUCUGGGAUGAGCUUUGCUCAGAAGGGACCUGAAUUUUACUCCCGUUUCAGUGGGUCUCUAAUGGAGUUGUCUCGGUAGCCUUUGCCAUUUUGAAUUUAGAGUCCAUUUUGCGGCUGACUGUUCUCUCUUGAGUUUAUGUUGGAGAACUAACAUUUGCUGACUCAAAAGUAGAGAACUCUGAAUGUAUUAAGGAUAUGUUUUGAGUCAUCACAGGUGACAUUAUUGAGAGAAAGCAUGGCAGAGAAGAAAUGCAGUCUGCACUUUUUAUGUACCUUUUAAGCGUAUGUAAAUGGAAGGUUUUGCUUAUAAAGCAUGAGUUUUAAUAUCUAGUCAUUAAACUGCACAAGUGCAAAUACAAGGGCAGAAAAGGAGAAUUACUUAGUUUUGGGUUAAGAGGGUAAGAGAGGCAAAGAAGCCUUUAAGUGUUCUGCCAUUACUGAGUUACCUAGAUAUAUAGCAGCUGGUUCAUGGUUAGGUAGAAACAUUAUUUGCAUGUUCAGUUAUUUUAAAACAUGCUGAUUCCAAAGCCACUUUUAAAGUCUAAUAGUGGAGAAUAUAAAUGGGGUGACAUAAAUUAUUGAUUUCUUUAAAAUGUUUAUAAGCCACCCCACAUAUGAAAUGAAACAUUUACCUUCUCUCUUUAUAACAAGAUGGCAACUUGUUAAAUCAUGAAAACAUCCCAAAUCCAAGUGCCACUUAAACUUUGAAGCCAUAGAUGAAUUUAAUAGGAAAAUAAACCAGGAUAAAUUUUUUAAAAAUAUGAUGGAAUCCUUCUUUACUUUCUUAAUCUGACUUUUCUUCUUCAAAAAAAAGUCAAGAAAGGAUCCCACUGUAUAAUUUAUUUAAAAAUUGUAAUCAAGUGCUUUGAGGAACCUAACUGCAGUGAAGUUUUAAAGUCUAUGAAGGUGGGAAUCUUUUAAUCGUGGGUUAGCUUGGUUCAGAAGGGAAGUUUUAAUGAUCAAAUAUUCAGACAACUCACAGAAACAACUACCAUCAUAACUGGAAACACUGCUGUCAUCAUUUAGCAACACACACUGAGGGGGGAAAUUCUUUGCAAUGCUAACAUGGAAUUAUUUAAAACAUUCAUUUUGCUUAGACCCUUCUGCAUCUCUGGUUCUAAUAAAAGAUGCAGAAUGCCUCUUUUACAACACUUAACAUAACAUCUGGGGUGGAAUUGUUUUUAACAUGCACACACAUGCCUGUUGGGUUGUCAAAGUUUUAGAUUAAAAAAAAAAAAGCAGCAGAGGCCACGGAGUUUACGGGAGUCUUGUAUAUCUUCCAGGCAUGUUGGUGUAAACCUGAUUAUCUCAACAUUUUCUGUUUAAUUGAUUGGUGCCGUGAGGAGUACAGCUGCUCGUGGUAAAAUGGUGUCCUACAGUUUUAAGUCAUCGGGUAAAAUAAUUUCGUGGUUUCGAUCCGUGCUUCAGUACCCAUGUUUUUUUUCUUUUCUUGGAAAAACAUAUUAAAGGUUAACUUCAAGUGAAAUGAA
Molecule: messenger RNA, 2525 nt
Organism: Orcinus orca (killer whale)
Lineage: Eukaryota; Metazoa; Chordata; Mammalia; Artiodactyla; Delphinidae
Gene: MTURN
Product: maturin, neural progenitor differentiation regulator homolog
Exons: 4
Coding region: 386-727 (113 amino acids)
Biological process (GO): positive regulation of megakaryocyte differentiation; regulation of signaling
Cellular component (GO): cytoplasm
Source: RefSeq, a predicted model, not a curated record